GCUUCUCCAGAUAUUGCAGGAUUUUUUAGGAAGCAGGAGGGAUACAAAGGCAAUAGAAUGCCUAAGUAAGUCUCUGCAUGGAAACACAGUGCAAUUCCUUAUCCUGUGCCAGCAAAGUGGUUCCUCCGGCUGCAAGGACACAAUGAAAGCCCACAACAGAUAAGGAACAUCAAGAGGGAAAUUAAGAGUCUAAUUGGUGUCUUAGGAGCCAACUGAGCAAAAUGACCUUUGGGUACUGGCAGCAGCAGUGUCUGAGAAAGCACCGAUGGUAUCAGCCCUCAGCCAGGAUCCUUCCAGGUCCCAUCCACCAACCCCAGGAAUUUGCUGGGCUGGAUGGAAGAGGCUGCCUGAGAUUUAUGCAGAUGAAUCACCCACACAAACCUGAAGCCCCACCUCACACUGGGACUGAAAUUAAAACAGCCAGGAGAUUAUUUGCAGCCUGUUUUGGGAGCUCUGCUGACACAAGGAGCUCUCAGAGCAGCGGGAGGGAGAACAGCCUGAUCCAGGUGGGCUCCCAGCACGUGCUCCCGAGUGCCUGAGCGUGGGCUGAGGCUCUGCCACUCCACACACCUACUUCCUGCAAUCCUGGCAAUUACCAAUGGAGUGAAACCCAGUUCCUGACGUGGCUGACUCAGCAAGGGCUUGGCUCAAAACAAACACAUCCACGCAGGGAGCCGCAGCCCGGGAAGUAGUGACGGGUGGCACAUGAAGGGACGGCAGCAGCAGCGCUGGGAGUUUUGGCAUUCUGGGUUCAACCUGGCUGAAUUCCUGGACUCCUGGCUGAGCUCUCCCUGGACUUGCUUCUUCAUCCUGGUCUCCAAGUGCUCCAGCAGCUUCUCCUCUCCGCUCCUGGAUUCCGGGCUGCUCCAACAGUGUCCUGGAGACGCAGCACACGUUUAACAAGCUCGCUCACACACCGCCGCUCCUCUCCACUCCAGGGGGAGACUCCUAGAGAUCCAAGACAAGCCAAGUGCUCCUUGCCACGGCGUGAAGUUUGCAUUUCCUGCACUACCAGCCUCUGUGUGUUCUGUGCAGCUCCAGGAGUGGGGCAGGAAGAGGUUGAUCCUGUUGCGUGGCUCUCUGCUGAUCCCUCGGCUCCCGCCUGUGAGGAGUCAGCACUCCUGCUCCUCGCCGCCUCUCCUCACCAUGGAUACUUGGCGCAGGGGGUCUAUCAAGUCCACCACCUUCUUCCGACGCUUCUCCCUCAGGAGGCACAAAAAGCUGGGCAACCAAGUCAUCAUCCUGAACCAGAACAGCCACACUCUGGACACGGAUGGCCAGAAAAGGGAAUGCUUGAGGGAUCUGAAGGACAAGUCUGAGUACCUGUCCUGUCAGAGCGAGCAGAACCUGGCCAAGGCACAAGCCCCUCCCAAGCCUCCCCGGCUGUACCUGGACAGUUCCAGCUGCCCCAACAUCAUCGAUCACACAGAUUCCCACUCCGACCUCUCCUUUUCCGAUGCUGCUCCGUGCCACAAAGCCACUCCGACGCACAAGGACCAGGCUACGGACCACGGCACCUCAGAGGCAGGUCUCCCAAACAGCACCACUCUUCCCGACCUGGCUGACCCCUUCCUGUCCUUCAAAGUGGAUUUGGGGCUAUCGCUCCUCGAGGAUGUGCUGCAGACCCUCAGGAAACAGAACCCGAGGGAUUACGCCAUUUGAAGGUACUCAUUGUCCAUCACAUCCCAGUUACUGCUGCUGCCAGUUCCUCCGAUUCCAGCAGGAGGAAGGAUACUGGAGCAUGCCUGUUGUGUGUGGCCUGUUUCAUUGUUCUCGCCUCGCCCACCACUGACCAUCCCUGUCCUUGCCAAGGAAUCCUCUGGAGCAGAGCUCACGGGCCCUGUGCUCAGGUGAGAGCACUGUCUGCUGUCUCGUGGGCAACUUUCCACUCUCCACCCUGGGAAUUUCCCACUCCAGACUGUGCGUCCCAUCCUCAGGGAAGACUGGCAUUUUUUGGGAAGGACUUAUUUUGGGGAUGUGACACUGUGGGACAGGGACACACAAGGAUUUGUCAUGGAUCACUUGUGGAACAGCAGGCAGCCUGCAAGGAGGCAGCAGCACUGCACCCCAAAGCCAAGGCUUUGAGGGCUGAGAGACGGGAACUGGGGCUUCUCCUCCCACCACGUUUGGAUGUGAAAGCUCAAAGCUGUUCCUCCGUUUUUUCUCUUCCUCCUUGUGGGUUUCUUUUCCCUUAACUCCAGUGCAGACGGCACUCCCAGCCUGGAAACAGGUAAGCAUCCAAGUAGGCUCCUGAUACAGCACCAGCAGUGGAUUUAUCCUCCUGGCAGGAGAAGAGAUGUCUCUGACACUGCUGCCUUACGCAUGCACUGAGCUCCCAGCUGUACAGACAUAGAAGAAUAAAUGUAUCUGUGACUGGAA
Messenger RNA from Taeniopygia guttata (zebra finch), 2379 nucleotides. RefSeq names its product chromosome 5 C15orf62 homolog (gene C5H15orf62). Gene Ontology annotation, molecular function: small GTPase binding. The record is from RefSeq and is a predicted model, not a curated record. NCBI's taxonomy places the organism in Eukaryota, Metazoa, Chordata, Aves, Passeriformes, Estrildidae. Gene Ontology annotation, biological process: positive regulation of pseudopodium assembly; Rho protein signal transduction; regulation of cell shape. Gene Ontology annotation, cellular component: cytoplasm; cytoskeleton; plasma membrane.